GCGGUCACUGCCUGGAAGAAGAAUGGCCGCCCUGAUAGCAAUAGUUGGACUGAGGCUGAAGAGCAGAGGCGAAGCGGGGCGCUUUAGCUGACCGGGAAGCCUGCAUAUUACCGGGCACCCCUCUCACCCGGUAUUCGAAACGGAUGGGUAGAGGGGGGCCUCGCCAACGUUGACACGAAACGAAAGAGACUCGCCGACGCUAACGCUAGCUGGAAGGCUAAUGCUAGCUGGCUAACAACACGGUUGUCACUGCCGGGCCAAGCGAACCCUCAAAGGCCGAGGCAAGUGGCUUUUGGAGCGGACACCGACCACGACAACAUGAGCGGACCGGGACAGGACAACGAGCCGGAGGCGAAAGUGCUUCUCAUCAAGCGGCUUUACAGGGCGGUAGUGGAGUCUGUGCACAAGCUGGACGUCAUCAUCGGCAGCAAGGCGUCCUACAGGGAGGUCUUCAAGCCGGAGAACAUCAGCCUCCGAAACAAGCUGAGGGAGCUCUGCGUCAAGCUGAUGUUCCUCCACCCUGUCGACUAUGGCCGCAAAGCAGAGGAGCUGCUGUGGAGGAAGGUCUACUACGAGGUCAUCCAGGUCAUCAAGACCAACAAGAAGCACAUCCACAGCCGCAGCGUGCUGGAGUGCGCCUACAGGACCCACCUGAUUGCCGGUGUGGGCUUCUAUCAGCACCUGCUGCUCUACAUACAGUCCCACUAUCAGCUGGAGCUGCAGAACUGCAUCGACUGGACCCACGUCACCGACCCGCUCAUAGGCCGAAAGAAGGCGGUGUCGGCCUCCCCCAAGGAGAUGGAAUGGGCGCAGAUGGCCUGUCAUCGCUGCCUCGUCUACCUCGGAGAUCUCGCUCGCUACCAAAAUGAGCUUGCUGGGGUAGAGGCGGAGCAUCUGGCCGAGAGGUUCUACCAUCAGGCGCUGUCUGUCAUGCCGCACGUGGGGAUGCCUUUCAACCAGCUGGGAACUCUUGCAGGAAGCAAGUUCUACAAUGUUGAAGCCACCUAUUAUUAUCUACGCUGUAUCCAAUCGGAGACCCCCUUCGAAGGCGCCUAUGGCAACCUGAAGCGCCUCUUUGACAAAGCGGCCAAGAUGUACCACCAAGUGAAGAAGCAGGAAAUGAAGAAGCUGUCGCCGUCUCGACAGAGGUCCAGAGACAUCAAGCGCCUCCUGGUGAGCUUCAUGUACCUGCAGAGUCUGCUGCAGCCCAAGAACAGCCUGAUGGAGGCAGAGCUGACCUCGCUGUGCCAAUCGGUGCUGGAGGACUUCAACCUUGUGCUUUUCUACCUGCCAACGGUGCCAGCUCACACCUCCCACCCCCUCAGCGAGGAGGAGGAAGAGCAGCAUGCCGAGGGCCCCUGCGCUGUUCUGCCAGAUACGCUUGUUUUCAAGAUGGUGGUCACGUGCCUGAUGGUGGUGCACAGCCUGAAGAGAGGAGGGUCAAAGCAGUACAGCGCGUCCAUUGCCUUUACACUAGCGCUGUUCUCCCAUCUGGUCAACCACGUGAACAUCCGACUGCAGGCUGAAUUGGAGGAAGGGGAGAGCCAGGUGCCUCCGCUAAACACCGCAGAUGACCUGGAGACGAGGGAGGCUUUGCCUGCUGAUGGGUCUGAAGAGAGGCCUCUGCAGAACGGAACCCUGGAGCGAGAGGAGGAGGAAGAGCAGAACGAAAUCGGUGCCAAGAAGAACAGCGGCGUGGAAGACGAGGAAAAACAGAAGCAGAAGAAGAAGUACACACGCCUCUCUCGGCUCCGCAGGCGCCGCUGUGGCCGCAAAGACCACAGAGGGGAGGAAGACGAGAGCGACCUGAGCGAAGGCUUUGAGAGCGAAGACGACGACGAAGAAGAGGAGGAGGCAGCGACGACAAGAGACUGCGCCGCUUCAGCCGGUCGCACACCGCCCGGCGCGUCGCCCGACCCGUCUACGCCCCGUAAAGAGGUGAAGAAGAACCCGCUGGGCGAGGAGGGCUGCUGGGGGAGUGGCUCAGAGGAGGAGGAAGAAGGCGGGACGGCUUUCGAUGUGGAGACCGACUCGGACAUGAACAGCCAGGAGUCCCGCUCGGACCUGGAGGACAUUGACGACUCGGAGAACUGCGACAACCACGAGGUCCAAGCACCAGAGCACCAGGACGAAGAAGAGAACGAAGAGCAACCCAAGGAGGAGGGCGGGGACAGGAGCGUCAACACACCCCCCACCGCCAACGGGCCCCCGGCGGCGAACGAGGCCAGCAUCAGCAGCAACCUUCAGGCCAUGUCCUCUCAGCUCUUCCAAGCAAAGCGCUGCUUCCGCCUGGCGCCCACCUUCAGCAACAAGCUCCUCAGGCCUCAAGCUGCUUCCGGUGCUCCUGCCCCCGCCAACCACUCCACCCCACCGCCCCAGGAGACCCCACCCACUGCCAUGGACUCCACCUGCGAUGACAACCAGAGUGCCCCCAAUGGAACAAAUGAAAAUGACGUGGACUCGGACGCAGAAGGCAGCCAGCACAGUGUGCAAUCUGUGCACAGUGAGAAGACGCUGCUGGAGAAGCUGGAGAUCCUGACCAAUCAGGGCUUAAUCCAGGUGGUGAAGGUCUUCAUCGACUGGCUCAGAACCAACACCGACAUCAUCCUCAUGUGCGCACAGAGUUCUCAGAGCCUCUGGAACCGACUGUCUGUGCUCCUCAACCUGCUACCAGAUGGCAACAGGAUGCUGGAGGCCGAGGUCGACCUCGACCCGGACGUGACGGAGCUGCUCAACGAGUGCGAGCGGCCAGCUUUGGUCCAGACUCUGCUGCUGCCCGAGGACGUGGCGCUGCGACACCUGCCUGCUCUCGGAGUUUCUCAUCGCCACCUCGACUUUGCUCGCCACAGCACCUCCCUCAGCCCGUUACAGGAGUGUAUUGUGCGAGUGUGUUGCAUCCGCAGUUUUGGCCACUUCCUCACCAGUCUCCAGGGCAACGUGCUGCACUUCAACCCGGAGGCAGGCAUCUUCACCAGUGUCAGCCAGUCGCAGCCCGACAAUCUGGUGCAGCAGGCGAAGGCCCAGUUCCGAAUGGCGGAGGAGGAGGCUCGCAGAAAUCGGCUGAUGCGGGACAUGGCCCAGCUUCGACUCCAGUUGGAGGUGUCGCAGCUAGAGGGAAGUCUUCAGCAACCCAAGGCCCAGUCGUCCAUUUCUCCCUACCUGGUGCCCGAUACGGCCGCUAUGUGCCAGAAUCUUAGCAUCAUCCGGCAUUUGGCGGGCAGCGGCUGCUUCAUCAUCAUCAUCCCAAGAACAGUGAUUGAUGGACUUGACCGACUCAAGAAGGAGAACGCCGGAGCGCGGGACAGCAUCCGCUUUUUGGAGUCUGAGUUCCGCAAAGGCAACCGGUAUAUCCGCUGCCAGAAGGAGUCCGGUCGAAGUUUUGAACGGGACAAGCUGAAACGCCAGGACAUCGAUGCCUGGCACAUGUACAAGAUGGUGGACAGCUGUCGUCAACUGACCGUCUCCCAGAGCAACGGAGACGACGACACGGCCGGCAUGGUGAUGCUCCUCACUGGCCAUCAAGUGGAUGAGCUUUGCAGUCGCUCCGCAGCAAUGAAGUCAGCCGUCCAGGCUGCGGGCUCGGCGGGCAUGGAGCUGAAGAACAUAGUGGAGUUCUACCGACAGUGGAAGGAAAUCGGCUGAGGUGCAAAAAGGGAGGGCAGCUGUCGGCGCUGCGAACAUCUGAUGGAUCACAACAAUCGCUCUUUCUCUCUCUUUCUCUCUCUCCCUCUUUCUCUCUCUCUCUCUCUCUCUCCCUCUCUCUCGCUCUGUGUGUACCUGCGUCUCCAACGGCAAACCAAACAAGUCAACAUGAAGGUGGAUGGAUGGAAAGAGUUCAGGCUCGGAGAGUCGGUGGAGGACCAAAAAAAAAAAGAAACAGAGGAGCGUUAAAGAGCGCGACCCCCUAGUGGUCGGGGUGAGAACGGCAUUGGAGGGGGAGCGGGGAGGCGACGCAAAGCGGGUCACGCUAUGGUUCCAUCCCGAGCAGGCGCGCAGAGUACAUGCUAGCAGGAGAUUCCUGAUGCGGAGAGACGCUCAAACACUCUCAUUCAUUUAGGUGUCUUCUCCUUCACCUUUUUUUUUUCUGACAAAGUCUAGCCGGGCGAGCGUGACGACGACAUUUCCGAGGGAGACACCCUGAAGCCCCCCCACAAACCCACAGGCUGUGGUCCGCACCAGAAGGCCUCCAGGAAGUGUUAUAACGAGAGGUACACUCUCCUCUCUCUUUGAACGGUUUGCGCUCGUUCUCAUGUCCUGCGCUGUACAACGACGACUUCAUAAGAGCUUUUAAUCCGGGUUUUAUUUUUCUACCCGAAGCACGGUGUUUGUUUAGUUUGGUCCGCUCUGUUGUGCAAGAAGAAUGUGUGAGGGGAAACGUUGAACAGUGCUAUGGGUUUAUCAAGGUGUCGCACCUACAAGAGGACUGUGGACCUCUUUGUCACCUAGCUGUACAUCACGGUCUCCAUAGUAACUGUCCCAUCUUGCGCAGUGCAAAAUCAAACAAAUAGCAAACGUGUGUGGCCAUGCAGUGAACAAUUAAAGAAUCAUUCGAAGAA
This is a messenger RNA of Nerophis lumbriciformis (worm pipefish), 4556 nucleotides long. It is a transcript of the gene smg5, whose product is annotated as SMG5 nonsense mediated mRNA decay factor. Gene Ontology annotation, cellular component: telomerase holoenzyme complex. NCBI's taxonomy places the organism in Eukaryota, Metazoa, Chordata, Actinopteri, Syngnathiformes, Syngnathidae. The record is from RefSeq and is a predicted model, not a curated record. Gene Ontology annotation, molecular function: protein binding; telomeric repeat DNA binding; telomerase RNA binding. Gene Ontology annotation, biological process: nuclear-transcribed mRNA catabolic process, nonsense-mediated decay.